Zingiber officinale is the source of this 1067-nucleotide messenger RNA. RefSeq names its product 4,5-DOPA dioxygenase extradiol-like. Gene Ontology annotation, molecular function: ferrous iron binding; zinc ion binding; oxidoreductase activity, acting on single donors with incorporation of molecular oxygen. The record is from RefSeq and is a predicted model, not a curated record. The transcript is spliced from 3 exons. NCBI's taxonomy places the organism in Eukaryota, Viridiplantae, Streptophyta, Magnoliopsida, Zingiberales, Zingiberaceae. The coding region runs from base 44 to 835 and encodes 263 amino acids.
AUCGACAUCCGAUCCCCUUUCUUUCAUCCCUUUUCUCUAUAGGAUGGAUACUUUCUUCUUGUCCCACGGAUCGCCGAUGCUCUCGGUCGACGAAAGCUUGCCGGCGAGGCAUUUCUUCGAGUCUUGGAGGUCAAAGGUGCUUCCGGCGGCGCCCACGGCUAUCCUCGUCGUCUCCGGACACUGGGAGACUGCUUCGCCCACCGUGAACGCCAUCGACGGAUCUAGCGACACCAUCCAUGACUUCUACAACUUCCCCAAACGCCUCUACGAGUUCAAGUACCCUGCGCCAGGCGCUCCCCACCUGGCAAGGAGAGUGAAGGAGCUGCUCCAGAAUGCUGGUUUUGAGCAUGUCAAAGAAGACAAUGCACGUGGGCUCGACCAUGGCGCAUGGAUACCACUGAUGCUGAUGUAUCCCGAGGCCGACAUUCCCGUUUGUCAGCUCUCAGUCCAGACACAGAUGGAUGUCACACACCACUUCAACAUGGGCAAGGCAUUGGCUCCUCUUAGGGAUGAAGGCGUGCUCAUAAUCGGCUCCGGCAGCGCCACUCACAACUUGAGAAUGCUAAGCAGGGAGAAUGGCCCUGUUGCGCAAUGGGCGUCCGACUUCGAUACCUGGCUCAAGGAGGCGCUUCUCAGUGGUAGAUACAAUGAGGUGAACAAUUACAUGGAGAAGGCACCUAAUGCUAGAAUGGCACAGCCAUGGCCGGACCACUUCUAUCCAUUGCAUGUGGCCCUAGGAGCUGCAGGGGAAAGGGCAAAGGCUGACUUGAUUCAUCAUAGCUGGUCAAAUUCUAAUCUUUCUUAUGCCUCAUACAGGUUUGUUGCUCCCAAAUGACCUGAAAUCACAUGUAUUUCAUAAUUAUCUUACAUGAAAGGCAUUUUUCUUCUGUUGUGUGUUCUAGGGUCACAUGCAUGUUCCCUAAUGCAUCUUACACCUUUGCCAUGUUUCAUGUGUGUGUGUUGUAGUACUACUUCUGUUUCUUCCUGUUUGCAUUGUUGAUGUUGUAAUCUGUUUCUAAACAAUCAGUUGCUUAAAAAUGUGUGAUUAUCCUAGAUCAUCUUAAAUA